This is a messenger RNA of Ostrinia nubilalis (European corn borer), 3740 nucleotides long. RefSeq names its product TBC1 domain family member 15 (gene Tbc1d15-17). Gene Ontology annotation, molecular function: GTPase activator activity. Lineage: Eukaryota; Metazoa; Arthropoda; Insecta; Lepidoptera; Crambidae. The record is from RefSeq and is a predicted model, not a curated record. Gene Ontology annotation, biological process: activation of GTPase activity. The transcript is spliced from 12 exons. The coding region runs from base 156 to 2237 and encodes 693 amino acids.
UUCGCUGUGUCUAAUUGUUUACUAGAGUUUUUUUAUCAAAAUCCUUUGAAAAGUAUGGUGUAAACGUGCUUUUUGCCUUAAAUUCACUGCUAAUUUAGUUUCUUUUGUGUAGGGAUAGUGUUCCGUGUAAAAUCGUAGGUGCUGUUGUGGUAAACAUGUCAAGUAGCUCCGUAGACGAUCUUCCGGAGCAAAGCAAGGAUCUCUUUACACAAGAUGGGGUGCUGCUCAAAUCAGCCUCAAACCGGCUCAGCCCAGACUUGAAUUCGCCCGGAAUGCUCUGUAUCGUCCAGAACGGAGAUGGCACAAAAUGUAUUGAGUGGCGACCAAACGACUUGAUCACUAUCGAUUCCGACACACAAGACCAGGAAUGGGCAGUGGUUAAUACUAUUGGUCGUCGUCAACGCACACUCAGCGGGAACAUGACGUCAGACUAUGCCACAGCUCGCGCCCGCAUUAUCAAGAUCCCCCUUCAGGACCUAAAAACGUUCCGGAUAACCCGCAACAGCCAGCAGAUGCAGUUCUCCACGAAACCUGGCGUUUGGCAGACCACAUUCUACUUCCAACACGGGAACGCGGAAAUAUUCGUCGCCUAUCUAAAGAACCACGUCAAAACAGCGAAGACCAGGCACGAUAGAAACACAUACGUCGUCGUUGAGCCUAACAUUGAAUCGCAAGUGCUUAACAGGUCCUUCGCAGAGUUGGACAUUUUUACGGAGAACACAACUGAUGUGGUGUGGAAUUUGGUGUCGAAUUUCAAGCAGAGGCCCUAUGAGACUACUAUGGAAGCCUUUUCCAAGCUCACUGAUAUUGUUUAUUACGGCAACGAAGGUAUGAACGGCAAGAGGGACGUCUCUGAAGAAGUGGCCGAGUUGCUGACCAAGAGUAUGAGCGCGCUGGAAGACGCCACCACAGUCACGCGAGCCGAGGAGUACGAGGUCGUCAGCGUCAAGCCCACGCUGCCGCCGCGGCCCUCUAUACCUAGGGAGCUGCAGGUUGCUCACAAGAGUAUGAGUGGCCUGGAGGACGCCACCACCGUCACUCGCGCCGAAGAGUACGAGGUCGUCAGCGUCAAGCCCACGCUGCCGCCGCGGCCCUCUAUACCUAGAGGCGCUCCACUGUCGACUGAGAAGUGGGAGGGACUCCAGGACACAGAGGGCCGCGUCACGGAGGUGGAGGGCGUCAAACAGUUGAUAUUCCGAGGCGGCGUCGCGCACACAAUCAGACAAUCAGUUUGGAAAUACCUCCUCGAUUACUACCCCUGGAGAAUGACACACUCUGAACUCCGCUCUCUACAGAAGAAGAAGACAGAAGAAUACUUCUCCAUGAAGCUGCAAUGGCGAUCCAUGACCGAAGGGCAAGAGGCCCGGUUUUCAGAAUACAGGGACAGAAAAAGUCUGGUGGAAAAGGAUGUUAACAGAACAGACAGGACCCACCCGUUCUUUGCGGGAGAUAAUAACCCAAACUUGGUGGUCCUCCAGGAUAUACUCAUGACGUAUGUUAUGUACAACUUUGACCUGGGCUAUGUGCAAGGAAUGAGUGACAUAUUGGCACCAUUGUUGUUGCUGAUGGGCAAUGAAGUGGACAGCUUUUGGUGUUUCGUCGGGUUCAUGGACAAAAUUGAGUCGAACUUCGACAUGGACCAGGCCGGCAUGAAGCAGCAGCUGCAGCAGCUGCAAGCGCUGCUGUCGUUCGCGAGCCCGGCGCUGGCGCAGCACCUCGCGCAGAAGGACUCCGCUAACAUGUACUUCUGCUUCCGCUGGCUGCUCGUCUGGUUCAAGCGGGAGUUCUCGCACGGAGACAUCAUGAGGCUAUGGGAGGUGCUAUGGACCGGGUUGCCAUGUAGUAAUUUCCAUUUACUAGUUUGUGUUGCCAUACUCGACGCCGAAAAGGACAUUAUCAUGGGCAAAGACUACGGUUUUACAGAAAUUUUGAAGCACGUCAACGACCUAUCAAUGUGUCUCGACGUAGACAGAAUACUGAGCACAGCAGAAGGCAUAUACCACCAAGUGGUGUCCGCGCCACACCUCACCGACCAAAUCCGAGUCAUCAUCGGCCUACCCCCCCUCAAGCUUGCCGCUUCCACCAGCUCGGAAGAAGCGACCACAUCGAAAUCGGCCCAGCAAGCCAACGGUACGGGUGACUGCACCGCGGAGAGAGAUAUGGAGGAAGAUACACUCGAAUAUGACGGAUUACAAAUUAAUAUUGUUACGAAAACUGUGUGGGCAUUGCUCGCUUAGUCGACGAAUACAAAGUACUUACAGACCGACAAGGAUCUGGAUGAGCGUGGCGGGAAUCGGAACUACAAAAGUUAUUCUAAUUUUUGACAGAUUAGUUUGGAAGUGGCGCUGCCGCUGCGUUUGCCAGGAUCGUGGUCGGACUGUAAAAUGGAAGUUAUAUUUUUAUACUUUUAUAAUAUCCGCUGUAUGAACAUGCUUGCCUCCUAUUUGAUACAUUCAUCAUAAUUAUGGUACCUAACCAUUUUCGAAACUAAUAUAAAAUACACUACCCACCGAUUCAUUCAUUGCCUGUGCCUUAAUUUUGCCGCGAAAUUUUUCUAAUUCUCUUUUAAAUAUUCUUAUAUCCACAUUUGGUUUAUUUCUCUAUAGGUUUUAUAAUAUACAAACAUACAUAUUUCAAUAAAUCAUUGUCAAUUCAUAAUGUACCAAGGUGCUAACUAAACAGUUUACAUCUCAAAUAGGAGAAUCAAUAUUAACUAAAAUCUUUGUUAGAUCGACAUAAUUCACUUAUCAAUUCCAAUAUUAUAUUACCCGUGUCUCUAUUAGUAUUUUAUGUGCAAUUUAAAAUGCGUUUUAACAUAGUUUUCAUAAUUUUAGAAGUUUUAAAUUGAUAUUAAUGUGAUUUUAGUAGGUAUUAUUCACAAUUUCGAUUUUCCAGUAAUUAUUGACACAUAACUGCAAUUCCGAGGUUCUACAAAGUAAUAGAAGUGGCCAAAUAUUAUUAUUUAUUGUAUCCUGUAACAUUUUAUGCAUAAAACAAUAAGUUUCAAAAGUUAUGCUAGCUUAUCAAUCUAUGAAGAAAUUCUUAAUUGAUUUUGAGUAAUAAGCUGGAUGCAGACCGCCACCAACCGGCUAUUGUGGAAAUCAUUGGGAAGGCCUAUGUUCAGCAGUGGACGUCCUAUGGCAGAAAUGAUGGUGAUGAUGAAUAAGCUAAUGAUAUAAAACUCAAAAUCUAUUGCAGAAAUUCGUUUCUUGUAAGUUGGCCUGUUAAAAGUUGUCGGUAAUGAGAUGAUACAGUUUGUUGUAUCAAUAAGAAUAUUGGCUUAUUUGAUUGACCUUUAUGGUUUUUUGCACCAUCCCAAAAAAAAUUGUAUGAUUUUUUUAUGGAUAAAAUUGGAAAAGACUUCUUGUGAUACACUUGGCUUUAGCAUUGGAGGUGGAUUUUGUAAGAAAAGUCGUAAUUUGUUUAGUUUAAAGAACCAGGAAAAUUUAGUUUAAUUUAAUUUAAAUUAUAAAUAAUGUUUAAUAAUAACAGUUUCGCUUUCGUUUCGAAAAAGCUGUGCAAUUCGAUAUGUUCGAAAAAAAUAAUUAAUCAAAUUUUUGCACAGCUAAAUUAAUCAUAGGCCAUAACAAUUUGAAUUGCACAUUUAUUAUCACUUGUGAUCAUUGAUUUCCUAAGUAGCUGUUAUGUUUGUAAGAUUUAACUACUUUAAUUAAACUAGUGUCUAUUCAUUAAAUGUAUGUUUUCGUUUAUUAAAUUGUAUUAAAGUUUCGUACCUGGUU